Pedinophyceae sp. YPF-701 is the source of this 1875-nucleotide messenger RNA. NCBI's taxonomy places the organism in Eukaryota, Viridiplantae, Chlorophyta, Pedinophyceae. The record is from the annotation of a GenBank genome assembly.
AUGGCCACGGAGUGUGACGGGGGACGCAGCACCGGCGUAGCGGGCGGCGUCGAAACCUCGGCUGCCAUGACUGCACGCCUCUACAGCUACGUCACGGGCGGACUGACGUGCUCCAUGAUCUACAUCGGAGACCGCCUGAGGCUAUAUGACACGCUGCUCGAACACGCGCCGUGCACCGCGAUGGAGCUCGCGCAGCACGCUAACGUGCCAGGGCUGCAGUGGGUGGAGGAGUGGUGCCUGCAGCAGGCGUCCAUGGACCUCAUUUGCGUCGACGAGGCCACGGGGCGCUUCUGGCUGAACGCCGUGCAGGCGCAGGUGCUCUGCCUGAACCACCGCCGCGGGUCGAGCCACGGCGAGGGCGAGCCUGGGGCAGAGGGCGUCCCGCAGUUUGGUUCGCGGCUCGUGAACAGCGCGGGGCUCUUCGAGAUGAUGCGCGCGUUCAUGACCAAGCCGAACGAGCUGCUCGACAUGUUCCAGGACCCUGGGCGGCGCGACGGCGCCGCGGGCGGGGUGGCCGCGGCCGCUGCUGCGGGCGUCGCCCGCCGGGAGGGGUCGGGGCAUUCUGGCGGCGCCGCGGACUCCGGCAUGGGCGAGGCGCAGGCGUCGUACGAGUCCCGCAUCAUCCCGCCGCCCGCCGCGAACCGCAUCGCCCCGCGGCCCGCGCGCCCGGAGGGCGGUGCGACGUCGCCGCACAACUCGGGCGACCUCCCGCCGAAGCCCAGGGCCGCGGCGCCCGCGGAACCGCCCGCGCGGCGCCACGAGCCGCACUCCGCGGUCCCGGCGGCGCCCCGGCACGACAUUCCGGUGAGCGCCCGCGCGCUGGGGCGCGCGGACCCGCCCGUGUCGAUGGCGCCCAACGACGCCGGGCAGCCGAUGCACACGCUGCGGCGGAGAGCGGUGGACGAGAUCCAGUACGACGUGACGCGCUUCAUGGGCAUGUGGGAGCGGUACGCGAACGCGAGCCGCGCGCUCAGCGUGCCCGGGCACGUGCAGCAGCUGCGCGACGGCAUCGUGGUCGCCGACGUCAACGCCGGCUCGGGCGACAACCUCCUCGCGAUGGCCCAGGCCUACCCGAACUCGACGUUCCACGGGUUCGGGCAGCGCCCGGACCAGCUCGAGUCGUCGCGCAACGCCGCGCGCCGCCUGGGGCUGCACAACGUCCGCUUCUUCGACGGGACCGUGCCCGCGGAGGCGUUCCCGUCGGUCCCGACGUACGACUUCGUGCAGUCGUUCGGCGUCCCGCAGGCCGGCCAGGGCGGCCGGCCGAUUCCGUCGCUGCCGCCGCAUAUGGUCCAGCCGCCGUCGACCGCCGCCCUCCUGCAGGCCGCGGGCGCCAACGUGCAGGACUUCGCGCCGCUGCACGCGGGCAUGAAGCCGAACGCGUUCCUGCUCGCGUCGGACCCGCGCGAGGACGCGUCCGUCCGGCACGACGACCGCGCGGGGGUGCCGCCGUACGGCAUGGACGUGCCCUCCGCGCACAUCGCGGCCGGCGGCGCGUACUACCCGCGGAUCGACGCCGGCCCGACGCGCUCGGGGCCGUACGGCCGCGCCGGCCCGUACGCGCCGAAGCAGUACCCGGCGACGACGCUGGCGAUGGACGCGCCCCUGGCGCACCUGUACGCGUCCGAGGGCCCGCCGCCGAUCCGGCGGCGCGUGGGGACGCUCGAGGAGACGAUGUCGGUGCCCGUGGCGCGCGGGCCGCCCAACAGCGGCGACCUCCCGACGCAGGUGCUGGCCGACACGGGCACGGCCGCGCCCAAGGGUGCGGACGCCUCGCACAUGAUGGGGCGGCUGCAGGAGGCGGGCUUCCGCAACAUCCCGCCGACGCUCGCCUGGAACGACCCCGCGGGCGCGUACUACCUCGCCCGCCGAUGA